Messenger RNA from Drosophila serrata, 3272 nucleotides. It is a transcript of the gene sced, whose product is annotated as scrambled. The record is from RefSeq and is a predicted model, not a curated record. Lineage: Eukaryota; Metazoa; Arthropoda; Insecta; Diptera; Drosophilidae.
CGGCACGAGGACACGAAGGAUAAAUAUGGCGAUAAGAGAAUAGCCGAUAAGAGCUCCACCCACAAAAAAAAGACAUGUAAUUCAGUCGAAAGCGGAUAUAGUCCUUAAUAUUUUUUUUAUUUUUCACUUGUGCACAUCCUCGUUCACCCAACCCGAUCUGCAGUUGUCACACAGGAUGGACCUCAACGAGAUUUCCAUGUCCAUGGACGUGAAGCUGGAUACACACGACAAGCGCCCAGUGGCGCUGAGAUACAAGACGUGGACCCGAUGUCAGGUUAAAAUUGAGGCCAUUAAAUGUGUGCCCUGCUUCCUGCGUCUCACAUUCCAGACAUCAGGGGAUGCGUCGGUCACUCCUGGCUCGCAUCCAUCCGCCAAGCAUCCGCCACUCAGCAUUUCGGUGAACGUUCCGGGGGUUAGCCUGAGCCUGGCUACCUCGCGCACAAUGCAGCACUCAUACGGGCUGUUCUGGACCCAGAACCGUCGUGACUGCUUCAUUUACUUUGCCUUGGAGACAGAGACUUCUUGCCGACGACACAUGAAGUGGAUGAGAAAGUCUAUCAAGAAUCUGGAGCUGUACCGACAGAUAUUCCUCGAACAGCGCCGUCUCAGCAGGGGCCCGAGAGGCCUGGGUCCUCUGCCCAAUCUGCCAGAAACUACCCUGGACGGCAGCAAUUUCUCUACACGUGUUUCGCAAAUCUAUGAGGAGAUCUUUGAUGGCAGCCGGAUCUCACGCGUCUCGAUCGCUUCUGGCAUUUACGAGGAAAUGAAGCCAUCAGUCAUGGAGACACCGUCGCCACCGCCGCUACCCGCCCAACCGCAUCGCAAGCGCAUCAACACAUUUGAGUGUUCUCAGCUGGGAGAGAUUCCACGGUGCAGUACAAAUCCGGAGUCGGAGCUGGCCAAGAAAAAGAAGUACAAAAUAAUGCUGGAUAACCUUUUCGGAAGUGCGCGUCAAAAGCGGUCCGAUAGUGCCAGUGAGCACGCCCAGCCGCAAGAUCUGACGGCCCUACCCUGCAACGACAACGCUCCUCCAACAUUGGAGACAGCGCUCUCCCUCAAGCGCAGCUCUCAGCUUAGUAAGUCCCAGCGCAACAGCUUCUCCAGCCCCGAUCUUUCCAAAUUAAACUUCUUGGACACCUUUGGGGAUGAGCUCGGCGGCCAAAAUCACGAAUCAAGCCUUGAGCUCAACAUAAGUCUGGAUGACUCGGUGAUUGAACCGAUCUCUCGGAACCAGCUUGUGGCCCAGAUCUCAAAGCAGCUGCUGCAACAAGGCGGGGAUACAGGCUCCCUGGAGAGCUUAAAUGUUUCUGAGCAACUGCCAUACAACUUCAACUUCUCAGCUUGCAACACGUCCACCAUCAAUCUCAUUGGAUCCCAUGGAGCUGUGCCAGAAAAUGGCAAUCUGCUAAAAAAGAACAAGAUUGUGGUAGACGAUCUUACCGGCUACUGUGUGAUGGCGCCCAUCAUUUUCAAGCCGACGGAGAAGGAGAUACCCCGACAACCAGGCGGUAGCACGGCUUCGACUUCGUCCGGCUACUCCACAGGCUCCUAUUGCUCCUCAACUAGCAGCUGUAACACAGAGGACCCAUCCGCCGCAAAAACCCUGGUGGCGCAGGCAGCCAACGAGAGCGACAUUUAUGAAGCCAUGCACGGCAGUUCCUUAAAUAGCACUGUCGGAACGACGGCUGCUGCUGGAUUUGCGGAGCAUCUAUAUGAGAACCUUUUAGCAGUCAAAGCGGCGCAGGAGCUAGAAGUCCAACCGCUCUGCUUUGGCUUGAGUACUAGUACACCCACCGAAUCUCCCUUGGCUCCAGCAUUGCCACAGAAAGCCAGCAACAGGGAAAAGGCUAGCUCCAGUCAGCGUCAGCAGGAAUCUCAGGAGGAGGAGGACUAUUACCAGACUCCUAGAAAGUCCAUAAUAAGCGUGGACGACAAGAUACCCUCCUACUAUCCAAAUAGCUGCGAUACCUUAAAGUCGAAAAGACGCAGUCCUCCGAAUGUGAGGCACUUGGUUAGCAGCGCCUCGAAGUUAAGGCGCGAGAGAAAGGAGAACCUGUACAUUUCUUCGCCCCACCAGAUCAUCGAACAGCGUCAGAGGUUUACCACCAACUCAUCUUCAUCAUCAGCAGGGUCAUUAUCCAAGUCGAGAAUUUCAUCCAAAAAGACUGCUGCGGCACACAAAAUCUCCGAGGGCGUGUAUGCCGUUACCCAUUCUGUUCAGCGCCAGAGCAACCAUACCCACCAAAUCAAUAACAAUGAAGGAGGAGUAGAGGAGGAGCUUUUGCACCUCACCAUACUAAAGAACAUUGAUUUUAAGUUUGACGACGGCCAAGAGAUGCUCGAGGCGGAUGAUGCAGGACAGGCCAAGGCACGGCGUCCAGCAGCGAGCGAGGCGCCGGCGAAGAUGGAGAAUCGCUACCAUGCAGCCGAACAGGCUGCCACCAAACUCUUGCAGAAGUACGCCACACUGCUGUCCCCUAGUAAGGGCAAGGCACUGGCAGUCGAUCCCGAUCCACAGCCGAUGACGCAGUCGGUGGCAACGUCCAACGAACUGCAGCCGCCGGCGGGAGCCAGCUCGAAGAAGUUUGCUUCGCUACCAAGAUUUAAGAAAAUUGACUUUUCGCCACUGAAAAUUAGACUGAACAAUGUCCUGCAGAGGAAUCCUCCGUCGCCGCAGCAGUAAUAUCACCUUAAAACUAUCGCUUAAUAUUUUGUUUUUCUUUGGCCUCUUCUGACUGUGUGAUCGAUGUGUACCCACCACCUUAAUGUUUGUUUUGACUUCAGUUGAUGUGUCAUCAGCUUAAUUUUAAUAUGUUAUUCAUGUAUUUAAUACGCUUUUACCCAAGAUAAUGCACUUAGUCGUAAGCCUGUGUAGGUUGAUUUUGCUCAUUGGAAAUAGUAACGAAUCAUAUCUGGGGCUUCUUCGAGGAAGCCUCUAGUAUUACUGUUGUGAAUGCAUGUACGAUUUACACUUAAGACCGCGCUCAAUUAUCGAAAUUUUACAGAAACGCUUUUAUAUGAAUUAUACAAAACUACUAUAUAUUGUUGAGUUAUUUAGGCGCCUCGUUGUUAAAAUUAUCUAAAUUUAGUUGUAAUUUUACAGAGGAAUAUACAAAUUAAUCACCAAACUGAAACUACGCUUUCAAGCUUUGCAUAUAACAUAUCAAAGAACUAGUUAAUCCUAUCAUAAAACUGCUUCAAUCUAGCGUAACCCAAGCUCAAUUGUACCGUGACUUAGAUGUAAGCUUAAUAAAGAAAUGCCGCAAACCGAA